This is a messenger RNA of Culex quinquefasciatus (southern house mosquito), 7962 nucleotides long. It is a transcript of the gene kon, whose product is annotated as chondroitin sulfate proteoglycan 4. The transcript is spliced from 9 exons. NCBI's taxonomy places the organism in Eukaryota, Metazoa, Arthropoda, Insecta, Diptera, Culicidae. The record is from RefSeq and is a predicted model, not a curated record. The coding region runs from base 426 to 7571 and encodes 2381 amino acids.
GCUUUCAGAACCCUGAGAACCGCGAGUGAGUAAGCACGCGUUUUUAGUGGAUAUUUAUUUUUGUCCCCCUGGUUGGCCGCUGAAUAAGAGUGAUUUUUGGGGGAGAUUUCUGUAGUGAUGGAAGUAAAAGGCAAAUUUUGAUUGCGAAAAACGUGAAUUUGGGCGAUUGAAUAAUCCCAAUCAAAGAUAAAGCGACGAUGCGUUUUUUUCAGUGUUUAAUGCAAUGAGUACGAUAAAAUGCAAACGGAAAGCCACCCGCAGCAGGAAGGCGAACAAGCAGUGAAGCAGUCGAAAGUGACGACAAGAUUGAAAACAGUGCUUUUAAUUCAGUGCCACACGAUAACCGAGUAAAAUAAAGUUAAGCCAAGUAGCGUAAACGCGGUCACUCAAUUAGCUUCGGAAGAUAAUCCAGAUCUGCACCAAAGAUGGAGAAAAUUAAUGUGCGACGAGUGCUCGUGCUGGCGGUGGCAUUUGCCUCGCUGUUUCUCACAGUCAUCGAUGCCGUUAAGGUAUCGUUUUACGGGGCCAGCCACAUCGUGAUGCCGCUGCAGGAAGCCAAAAUAUCCACAAACAUUCGGCUGCGAUUCCGGUCCCGGCUAGACAACGCGCUGAUUCUGCUGACGGCCGGCCGGACGGACUACUCUCUGCUCAGCAUCGAUGGGGGUCGGAUCCGGUUCAGCUUCAAGAUUGAUGAGUACCACACGGAUCUCUGGUCACCUGUGACGCUGAAAUUCAACGACUUGCAGUGGCACGACAUCUCGAUCUCGCGAUACGCAGCCAACCUGACGAUGCAGAUCGAUGAGUACUUUGCCACGAAGACACUUCCGUCGAACGUGACCGAGCUAAACGUGCACUUUGGAGUGUUCAUCGGAGGUGUUGGGGACUUCUCCGCUCCGUACCUUAACCCUUUGGAGUACUUUAGAGGAUGUAUCGCUGAUAUCUUCUACAACAACAUCAACAUCUUCAAGCGGGCUCGAGAACGCACCGGGCACGUCACCAACGAGCGUGUCUCGUGGAUCUGCGCGCCGGAAUUCGACGCCGACGUCACCACCCCGGUGAGCUUCCUCGAUGACGAAAGUUAUGUGAUCCUGCAGAAACCCACGUCACGAUCCGGUGAUCGAUGGAGCCUGGAGUUCCGAACGAAUGAACCGUUCGGAAUGCUGUUGAGCAACAUUCCCACGAAUCCGCGGUAUGACUUUAUGGCGCUGGAGAUCGUCGAAAGUCAGGUGCGGUUGCUGGUUGGGAAAGGAUCGAACGCUGUCGAGUUGAUACCGGACAGGAAUGUUUCGGACGGGAAGUGGCACAACGUGUCGGUUACCUACAGUCCGAUGUUGGUUGAUAUAACAAUUGACGAUGUAACGAACAGUGCCACGUUCGCCAACGGUAGUAGUCAAAUGAUUGAGCUCGAGGAAGAGUUUUUCAUCGGCGGGUACGAUCUUAGGAAGAAGCGUAAAGCUUUCAUGAAAGGCGCCCGUGCAACGGAAUCUAGUCUGAAAGGUUGCAUCAAAGAUAUCGUGCUGGACGAUCAUGCCGUUGGGUUCCCAAACUUCAAAGUGACUCAUGGAGUUACGGUGGACUGCGUUUGGCGAUACCCUUGCAUCGAAAAGCAACCUUGCAUUCCUUCCGGACAGUGCCACCAUCAGGGAAUCAUUGAUUUCAUCUGUUAUUGUGAUCAAGCGUAUUGCAUCAAGGCGGAUUAUGCUGAUAGCUACAAGAUCUUCUCGCGGUCCGAUUUAGUGCUCGAGAAGGAACUCAUGAUGAUUAAUCCAAUGGAAGUGAUGGAAGGUGGUAUAGCUUUCCUCUCGCCCAAGUAUAUCGAUGUGCUGUUCGACUUCACAAAAUCAGGGAUUCAGGAAGCUGGGAUCAUUUUCCACAUCGUUCAACCCCCAAAGCACGGUAAGGUUACCAUCCACUCGUAUGGGUCGGAAAGCAAUGCUUCUGCAACGCAGAUGAAGUUUUUCUCCCACAUCGAUCUCACCACCGACAAGGUCAAGUACACCCACAACGGAGCGGAAAACUCCAACGAUCACAUGACCAUCGAUAUGCAGAUCGUUUCCGCGAAUCGGAACCACCUGCCCAAGUACCUCGAGGGAAAGCAUAGAUUCGUACUGCACGUCAACGUAACCCCUGUAAACGAUCCACCCGUAUUAAGACUACCCUCAAACAAGCUUCUGCGAGUUACCCAAGGAAUUCCGAAGACAAUCGGUCCUGACUUCAUACAAGCCGAAGAUCCUGACAGUCCGUCAGAUUCUCUCAUGUACACGAUUCUGAUCAAUCCGAACUCGGAAGCACAACACGGUCGCGUUGAGUUGAACGGCCGAGCUGUUGCUUCGUUCUCUCAAUCGGAUGUCAACAAUGGACUCGUUACCUAUUUGAUCAACUCCCGAGGUUCGGAGGACUCUUCAUUCGAUCUCAACGUUCAGGUCUCCGACGGCAUAGAAACGAGUCCGUCCAGUGCGAUACGGGUAUCUGUUCUACCCUUACAGUUGCGUAUGAUGAACAACACGGGACUGGUGUUGAUACACAAAUCCUCAGCACUGAUUACACCACACAACUUGUCAUUUGUUCCCAAUUCCGAGGAAGAUAAUGUCGAUAUGAGAUUCGACGUAGUUCAAGCCCCCGUUUACGGAAGCCUGCAAAAACUAAGAUCCGUAGAUUCUUCCUGGAUAUCCGUGGAUUCGUUCAGCAGCAAUCAACUCCUGCUCGGUCAGAUUCGUUACCUGCACACCUCGGAUCUUCCCCAGCACGACGAGUUCAAGUUCACAGUUACACUUGGUCCGGUAACUACACCCACGUACGACUUCAGGAUUUCAUUCACCAAACUUCGCAUCGGAGUAGUUCGACAGAACAACAUGUACAUCAACACGAAAGACAACACGAUUCGGGCGGACUACCUGUUCCACCAAACAACUCCAAUUCCAACAUUCGCCCGCAACAUCAUCUACACGGUCGUAAAGCCUCCCAAGUUCGGUAUCAUCUACGUUGAAGGACAUCCGGAGUACGCUAAACCGGGAGAUUCCUUCACCCAACAAGAGAUUGAUAAGAGCAUCAUCAAGUAUCGAACGUUUCAAUCGUCUUACGGUAACUUUAUCGAUACGUUUGAGUUUAUAGUGUCCGUCCCGGAGUGUGACGACGUUCAGGGAAAGGUAGACUUCAUAUACAACCCACCGGAUUAUCUAGCCAAGCAGAUCAUCUACCAGAAGCGUGAGAAAGUUUACGUACAUGAGGGUAACAAAACCGCUCUUUCACGAACGAACUUUGAAGUGCUGUUUAACAAGUUCAACUAUCUGACGUUCAACGUUACGCACUACCCGAAGCACGGAUCGCUCUGCAAGGUAAAUCCGAGAACCUUCGAAGCAAAAGAGGUAUCUUCGUUUACACUGCAAUACCUGUACUUGGGUGACAUCCACUACUGCCACGAUGACUCCGAAUCGACGCAGGAUAGCUUCCGGCUGUUGAUUCUGUCGGACAAUGAGACCGAUUUUCAGUUCGUUUGUGAGAUCCAGGUUGAGAUAUCGCUGCUGAACGACAAUGGACCGUACAGGGUGUUUGACAAGGUGUUCCAUAUCGUACGGGAAGAAACUAAGCUGCUGACUUCGGUGGAUUUGAAGUACGCUGAUCCGGAUAUUGAAACGCGGAGCACGGAUAUUGAGUUUCGAUCGGUGACAUGUACUAACGGUGAACUGUUCAGGAAUGGCAAGCUGGUAGAAUUCUUUACGCAGGAUGAUUUGGACAAUAGAAGACUGAUUUUCCAGCACAACGGAACUGAUCAAGGAAAGCUAUCGUUUAUUGUUACUGAUGGACUUUAUGAGGUUCCUGGAUCUAUGGAGGUCGAAGCGUCGGAUCCAUUUUUGAAAAUUAGAGAGAGCAAUGCAUCGAUUGUUCAGGAAGGUCGAGCUGUCCUGUUAACUUUGGAUGAUUUAAGCGUGGAUACCAAUUUGAACGCCAAACCAGAAGACAUCGAGUACAAAGUACUCAGCGACCCAAGCAAUGGAGUUCUUAAGCUGUUCAAGAGUAGAUUCAAUGCAACGCAGUUGCAGAAAUUGACAAACGCAACCACGACGAUGAACUUUACUCAAGUUGACUUGAUCGGUGAGCGAUUGGUGUACUGGAAUAGAGACGUUGCUUCUAUGGAUAAGAUUAGGUAUCGAGUAACGACAAAGGGCGUUUGGGCAGAAGGAGCGAUAAUGAUCAGGAUCUACCCUCCAGCUUACUGGGAACCGCUGCGAAUUCGACGUAAUCAAACGUUGUAUGUGGAGGAGUCCACUAGUGUUAUCAUAUCUCGGGAUAUCUUAGAGAUCGUCCACCCAAACAUUUCUCCUGGAGAUAUAACGUACCUCGUGAGUACCCAACCACAGCAUGGAUAUCUGGAGAUACAGUCAAUCACCUCAGAUGACGAGUACAACUCGAAGGUGUUCGAUCAGUCGACAAUCAACUCAGAAAAAAUGUUCUACAUCCAGGCUGGAGUCAAUCAGUCGUUGGACUAUUUCACCUUCGACGUCACAAACGGGAUCACUUGGUUACGAGAUCUUGUGAUGAGAAUCGUUAUCAUUCCGGAACAUUUGUACAUGCGAACCAACACGAUAGUCGUGGAAGAGGGAAAAAGCGUCAAACUCCAGCCGACCGACAUGACACCCUACUCCGAGUAUUACGUCGGAAAGAUUCUCGAGUAUAAAAUACUGGACCAUCCGCUGCACGGAAGCAUCAAAUCCGGUAAAUCUUCCAAGGUAAACCGAUUCACGCAGAAGCAGCUGGAAGCGGGCGUGAUCACUUACAUCCACAACGGAAGUGAAAACUCGUCAGACACGAUACGGAUAGUGGCGCUGGGCAGGAACAAGGAAAGCGUUCCGUUCAACUUGAACAUACAGAUCUUGCCGAUCAACGACGAGGUGCCGCAGAUCGUAACUAAUACCGGUAUGCACAUGUGGAUCGGCGGAAAGUCCAUGAUUCAGAGUUCGGAUUUGAUGGUCCAAGACUACGACACGGCACCGGAGAACCUGACAUUCUACGUGCAACAAAUGUCCGGAGGAUACGUCGCUUUGAAAGACAGCUACAGUCGUAAAAUUCACACGUUUUCACAACAGGACAUCAACCAGAAUCUGGUUUAUUUUAUUCACGAUAGCAGCAAUCAAAACGGAAAGAUCUUGUUCUACGUGACAGAUGGAAUCCACAAUACUACCGAACAAAUCUUGCACAUUGUAACGAAUCCCGUGGCACUUGAGCUGGUAAAGAAUGAAAUCUUGCACGUAUUUCCGCUUACACGGAAGCAGAUUCUACCGGAUCAGCUGAACUACAAAUGCACGGAUGACGAUCGAGACGUGAAGUAUGUGGUAACGAUUCCUCCUCAGAUGGGACGGUUGAUGUUUGAGCACAUGGAACACGAUUAUACGAACGAAAUCACCGAAUUUACUCAGCACGAUGUGGAGAAUGGAAGGAUCUUCUACGAGCACACUCACCCGAUGGUUGAGCUGAAAACCAACGAUUCGUUCUACUUUGACGUGACUGCUCCACUGUCGAACAGUUUGGUUGAUCAGGUCUUCAGUAUUGAUGUAUCAGUAUCGUCUGGAGGACUUUUGCGAUUUCUGCCAGUUCCCAGGAUUACAUUGGAUGAGGGUGAAUCUGGCCCAAUAAAAUUGGACUUGUCGAAGGUCCUCGAAUAUCUGGAGACUCGAGCUGGAAUACAAAAUCCCGAGUUGUACAUCGAAGUUUACCCUCCAGCGCACGGUACGGUUGAGCUGGCGGACAUGAUUCCGGAGGUGAAUCGAUUCUCGCUGAAUGAUUUCUACACGAAUAAGGUGAUCUACAAGCAUGAUCACUCUGACACGGUGGAGGAUAAAGUGUCGCUGGCAGUCUACCUUGUACCGGGGCAUCUAUUCUUGUGUAACAUUACGAUUCCGGUUACGAUCAAUCCCGUUAACGAUCAGCCCUUCCAGCUGGUCACAGCUUCACCCCAUAUAUCGGUUAUUGAGGGAGAAAAUCAAACCAUUACUUCGUCGCAACUGCUGACUGAAGACGCCGAUACUGGGCCAAAAGAUAUCAUCUACGACGUGAUUAGUGGACCAAAUUUAGGUGUUUUGCUCAAGAUUUCCGACGAAGGUUAUCCACAAGACAUAAUUACCUACGGAAAUCAAUUCUCACAGGCAGAUAUCAAUGAAAACAGGAUCAUUUACACGCACUCCGGGAAUCCUCAAUCGACCACGUUUUACUUCAAGGUUUCCGAUGGAAAGUACAAACCUGCCUACGAGAUAUUCAACAUCAAAAUUCUACCGAUCACCAUUCUGCCAGGAUUCAACAGUCAACCAAUCAUAGUCCAGCAAGGCACAAACCUGGGUGUUCUUGAGAUAAAGCACGUUUCUGUGGAGACAAACGUUCAGAAAUCUAGAAUCGUUUAUAAUGUAACAAAGAAUCCAAUGGGAGGAAUCAUCAUCUCGAAUAAUAAACCGGUACUGAAAUUCACUCAGCGCCAGCUGGAAGAUGGCCGGAUCAACUACAUGCAGACGGAUAUGGCUCGAUCUAAUGACAGCUUCCAGUUGGAUGCCUUCAUACCGGACACUACAUCAGCGUGCCUGAUUGAUGUGAGCAUGAUAGUACAGCCAUUUAUUAUCAUUAAUCCUAUUACGAUCACACCUGGCGAAAAGACUCGGCUGAGUUCAACGUUCAUCUUUGAUAAUCCAGCCCAGCUCAAAUUAAAUCGCUACAAUCCAAAAAUCACUAUUACGAGAAGACCAAAGUACGGUCGACUAAGGAAAAUCGUUAGAAGCUCCGGAUUGGACUACAUCGAACAACCGAGUGACAAAGAUAUUCUUUCGUUUACCUAUAAAGAACUUAAAAGUGGAGUCAUUUACUACGUGGCGAGAAAGUUUAACCAGGACUUCCAGUCCAUCAACGACAACUUCGAGUACACCCUCUCAACGAAAACGGCUCAACCCGGCCAAGGAACGGUCCCAAUCGAAAUAUACUCCCCGUCGCGCAACUCCCACGACAACAACGACGUGGACAUUGUAACAGCCGAGAGUCAGAUACCGUACGAUUACUUGAUUGCGGGUUGCGCAGCAAUCGCCACAAUUCUAAUCCUCGUAAUGAUCAUCAUCCUGCUGAGGUGCAGAUCAAGCGGCUCCCCCAAAGACCACCCCGACAAAGAUCAUCCACCGUCGCUGCCACGUCCCCCGGACUUUAUGACGCUGAACAACCGCAUGUACACCCCGUCCGAGAAUGAUUCCCUCCCGGUGACGAACGCGUCCACCCCGUUGCCGAUCAUGAGCAGCAUCCCGCACUGCAAGGUCAUCCCGAUCGGGCUCGAUAACUCGCUGCAGCUGGACUCCGAGCCCGAGGAGGACAUGAUGGACAUCCACGGCGAGUUGCUCCAGCACGGGAACAACCUCAACUAUCCGUACGGCGAUGAAGGGGACGAGUGGAGCUCAUCGUGCGAGGUUGGUCCGGAUGUGAACUACGCAACGGUUGCGCAGCAGCAGCAGUUGCUUCCGCAGCAACACCAGUUGCAGUCCGCGCAGCAGCAGCAGGCACAACAACAGCCAAACCCACUGCUUAGAAGGAAUCAGUAUUGGGUGUGAUCUAGAGGGGAGUUAAACGCAAUUUUGUACAGUACCGAGAGAUUAAGGCCGAAUACUCAAGUUUUUUUUUUUUUUCAUCUGUAGUACUUAUAACGUAACUUAACUCUUAUGUUGCCAUACAAGAAGAUUUUACUUGAUACUAAUACUAUUCUGGUGUGUCCUAAUUUAUAGUAUUUACAUAAAAACGAAUAUCAAAUUGCCAUGCAAUUAUCGAGAUUUUAAAAACGCCACGCUUGUGCGAAUUUAUUCGAAUCCUAGCGAAUAUCUACCUAGUUAUUACUUAGUGCGAAUGUAGAGGAGUAGCUACUCUGAACGAAUAGACGGCUUUGUUCCAUUAUUGAUGAAUUGUAAUUGUUCAUUGGGUCGAAAAAAAUACGUUUUAUUUAAGGAA